CCUCUUUCGCUCUGCACAAGUUCCACCUACUCUCAUGAGCGAUUAGGGAAUUUUCUGUCGACUCUAACGAGGAGCGUAAUGUUUUCGCUUUAACUGAACUCACUUACGGUGCUAAGUUGAUGGUGGUGAAACGGUCUCCAGCUUGGAAUAUUGAUGUAAGACGAAACAUUUUCGGCAGACUACACUGGUGCUUAACUGUCAGCUGGUCCAUGCCAUGCCUGGUGGACGGCGGGGCCCAAGUCGGCAGCAGCUGAGCCGCUCAGCAUUGCCAUCUCUGCAGACCAUUGUGGGUGGGAGCUGUGGGAAUGGCACCGGGAUGAGGAACAGGAAUGGUGGUGCCAUUGGUCUGUCUGCGCCACCUAUUACUGCUUUGAUUACCCCUGAACCUGUCCGUCACUGCCGUAUUCCUGACCUGCCAUCUGAUGGAUGCCUUGUCUUUGAGCUGCUUUUCUUCAUCUACUUGUUGAUGGCCCUUCUUGUUCAGUACAUUAACAUAUACAAAACAGUCUGGUGGUUUCCAUACCUUCACCCUGCUGCUUCUACCUCACUGAACUUUCAUCUGAUUGAUUAUCACUUGGCAGCAUUUAUUACAAUAAUGCUGGCCCGAAGAUUGGUGUGGACCCUCAUUUCAGAGGCAUCUCAAACCAGUGCAACUUCUGUGGUGCGGUACACUUUGGUGAUAAUGGCUCGUUUGGUACUUCUCACGAUGUGUGGCUGGAUUUUAUGCUGGACACUUGUCAACCUUUUUAGAAAUCAUUCUGUGCUAAAUCUCCUGUUCCUAGGAUAUCCAUUUGGUGUUUACGUGCCACUGUGUUGUUUCCACCAAGAAAAUCGGAUUCAAGCAUUACCAGCGGAUUGUGGUUUUCUACUAAAUGGCCAGCUAGAAACGGGUGUUAUCAGGCCAAAGGACUUCUUCACGCUCCUCCGAGAGUCAUUCAGAGAACAAUUUAAUAAUCCAACUUCUAUCCCUGCCCAUACUUGCCCACUCUCCCCAGAUCUUAUUCGAAAUGAGGUUGAAUGUUUGAAAAUAGAUUUCAAUAAAAGGAUAAAAGAAGUCCUCUUCAAUUCACUAUUUAGUGCCUACUAUGUAGCAUUUUUGCCUCUUUGUUUUGUUAAGAGUACACAGUACUACGAUAUGCGAUGGUCCUGUGAGCAUCUCAUCAUGGUUUGGGUAAAUGCCUUUGUUAUGUUAAUGAGUCAACUACUGCCUCCCAGGUAUUGUGAUCUUCUUCAUAAAUCAGCUGCUCACCUGGGAAAAUGGCAGAAAAUGGAACACGGUUCUUACAGUAACACACCACAACACAUAUGGUCUGAAACAACAAUUUGGCCACAAGGUGUGCUGGUUCGACACAAUCGAUGCCUUUAUAAAGCUGUAGGACCCUAUAAUGUAGCAGUGCCUUCAGAUGUUUCACAUGCCAGAUUUUAUUUUUUAUUCCAUAAGCCGUUACGGAUCCUGAAUCUUCUCAUCCUUAUAGAAGGCAGUGUGGUACUAUAUCAACUAUACUCUCUGCUUCGGUCAGAAAAAUGGAACCAUAUACUUUCCUUGGCUUUAAUACUGUUUUGUAAUUACUAUGUCUUAUUUAAACUGUUAAGGGAUCGGAUUGUGCUUGGCAAAGCGUAUGCUUAUCCUCUGGGCACCAUUGGACUGAAAUCUCAUUAGGCAGCCUAAAAUAGGAUGGGAGGGAUCGGGGAAAAGGAUUUAAAGAAAUUAUUUUGAUACUGUUUCUAUUUUUCAUGCAGUGUUUAAAUAUUUAAAAUAUUUUAUAUUUUGUAUACAUGGAUAUUUUUAAGAGCUAUUCUUUGCAUAUGCCAGUUGUAUUUUUGUCUACUUAGCAACUUCACGCUAAGUGUGUGCUUUGCUCCAUAUGACAAGUGCCAUUUAUAAUCGCAAUAAUCAAAGUGUAUUGAUCAGAGGAAUAAAGGAUAAUAUGAGAAAUCUAUUCUUUUAUGUUGUCACCUUGAGGUCAUUUUAAGCUAUUACUGUCUAAACAUGUGAAUGGAACUUGUGUUCAUAGUAAAUGAUUACAUUUAUUGAUGUUCAAAUAUGAACUUGUUUAAUAUAUAGGGGUUUACAAUGGUGUCUGUGAAUAAAAUACAUUCUUCAGUUAUUGUUUACAUGAUACCACCUCUUCAAAGACAAAUGUAUCAAUAAAUAUGAACAUUCCCAAUUUGCCUUCUGUAUCCAUUAAAUGGUUGGAUUUUUUUUGCUGGUAAUGAAUGCAAAAGGGGUAAAAUGCUUGCAUUAUGUAAUGCUGCUAGUUUUAAUAUUAAAUAUUUUUGAAAAUAAAUAACUAAACCAGACAAAUUAAUUCUCUCCUGCUGGAUUCUCCAGUCGAGCCUCCAUUUGAAGAUGAAUUGCACUUCUCCAUAAGAUGUGGUAAAGCAAGAUGGAGUUAAAAUUUGUUUCUAAAGCUGCCAAUAAAGAGCAGAUAAAAUAAGAUCUAAAUUCCAUUCAUGUUAUAGGCUUUUGCCAGUGUAACCGUGUUUAAAAGUUGAAAAAUAAUUGAGCAUUGCUUUAGAGAAUUUAUGAA
Molecule: messenger RNA, 2531 nt
Organism: Hypanus sabinus (Atlantic stingray)
Lineage: Eukaryota; Metazoa; Chordata; Chondrichthyes; Myliobatiformes; Dasyatidae
Gene: tmem39a
Product: transmembrane protein 39A
Exons: 10
Coding region: 215-1660 (481 amino acids)
Biological process (GO): negative regulation of autophagosome assembly; negative regulation of autophagosome maturation
Cellular component (GO): endoplasmic reticulum membrane
Source: RefSeq, a predicted model, not a curated record